Aureobasidium musti is the source of this 1875-nucleotide messenger RNA. NCBI's taxonomy places the organism in Eukaryota, Fungi, Ascomycota, Dothideomycetes, Dothideales, Saccotheciaceae. The record is from the annotation of a GenBank genome assembly.
AUGUCCGAAUUCAUCGGAUCGCGCAUCUCACUCAUCUCAAAGAGCGACAUCAAAUACGUCGGUACACUACACGAGAUCAACUCGGAGAACUCGACAGUCGCUCUCGAAAAUGUCAAGUCAUUCGGUACCGAAGGCCGUCGCGGCAACCCAGACGACGAGAUCCCGCCCAAUGACCAGAUCUACGACUAUAUUGUCUUCCGUGGAAGCGAUGUGAAGGACCUGACCAUCGUCGAGCCUCCCAAGGAGAGCAAGCCCCAGCCUCCUCAGAUGCCCAAUGACCCCGCCAUCCUUGGUGUAAGUUGCCCACCCUCGCUCAACACACAUGCCAUCGCUUUGAUGAAACAUUCCGGAUGUAAACCUUUGNUCAUUUUCCGAGAGCGCAAAACCACGUGGACACUUUCCGUUGCCUUCCUUCUGAGCUUCUACACUACUACACAUCUUCCACCUGCCAGUUCAAGAGUUGACGCUGACAUGAACUCCAUAGNNGCCGCAAGACCCCACGGUGCACCUGGAGCUCCCCAAGCACCAUCAUCUGGUCCUCAGGGCGCCUUCCCCCAGCCCAACCAGCAGCAGCAACAGCAGCAGUGGCGCGGUCCUCAAGGUCCCCAAGGCCCCGGCCCUCAACAACCCCCACCUUUCCCUCCAUACGGUUACCCUCCUCCUCAGGCCAACUCUCGCUUUGGUCCUCCUGCUGGUCNNCCCAUGGCUUCCCCAACGCUCCACCUCAGUUCUACGGCCCCCCUCCUCCGGGUUGGUUCCCUCCUCCAGGACAGGGCUUCCCUCAAGGCCCUCCCGGACAUUUCCCUCCUCAGCCCAUUGGUCCUCCUGGCCAGCAGCAGCAACCUCAGUCCCAACAACAGAGAUCUUCUGAUGCACAAACACCUGCUCCCUCAAAGAAGCAGCCCGAGUCUGCGAAAGACACCACAACCUUCCCUCCUCAAGUUCCCGACCAGAAGCCCGCAUCGUCCGCAAACCAGACACCUUCGGUCGAGGCUGCCGCUCCUCCUCCACCAGUCAACUCUAAGCCUGAUGUUGCCGCAGCUACUGCCCCUGCUCAAUCGCAGCAAAAGCCUCCCANCUGGUCCUAAGAACACUCGUGUCGCCGUUCCUCUUGUUCCUCUGCACGCUAAGCCUGGCAACGCACCUACAAAUUCGACCCAACAGCAGCAAAGUGCUACGCAAGCCGCUGCCGCCGCCGUCGCUGCCGCUAUGGCCAAGCUCCCUGUCUCGACUGCUGCUCCUACUGACGCCAGUAUCGACAACUUGACAAAGCGCGUUGGUGAUAUGCGCACUGAUGACAGAUCAAGACAUCCCCGCCAGUCUGGUGCUGGUGGAUUCCCGGCUGGAAACCGUGGCGGCCGUGGUGGUAGACGCCCCAGCAACCAUCUUGCCAAGCCGGUAGAGGUUCCUACGACAGAUUUCGACUUCGAGACCAGCAACGCCAAGUUCAACAAGCAGGAUUUGGUCAAGGAGGCGAUCGCAUCGGGCUCUCCCUUAGGCACACCCGCCGAUGAGCCCCAAGAAGAUGCUGCCAAUGGCCACGAGGCUCCUCAAGCUGAGCGCGAGGUUGUCAUUCCUGGUGCCACUUACAACAAGUCAAGUUCAUUCUUUGAUAACAUCUCAUCAGAGCUCAAGGACAGACAGGCAGCUCAAGAAGAUGGCAGACGCAUGGGAGGCAUGGAGUUCAGAACCGAAGAGCGCAAGAAGAACUUCGAAACCUUUGGCCAAGCCAACGUGGAUAACGGAUACCGUGGCGGAUUCCGCGGUCGCGGUCGCGGCAGAGGAUUUGGCCGUGGAGGCCAGCGCGGCGGAUUCGCGCCCAGAGGUGGCUACGCACCCAGAGGUCGUGGAGCGAGCUUUGCCGGUGAGCCUUAG